GGAGAUUCGAGGGGGAGGAGCAGGAUGGGGGCUUCCACCGAGUGCUUCUUUUGGGGGUCUCAAAAGCCCUGCAGUCUUGUUUCUGUUUAGCUCGGACUCUGCUUUCUAGAUUCUAGAAUCAACUGGGAGCUUCAUCAGAAAGUGAAGAUGCCGGAGCCUGCAAAGAAAGCAGUUUCUGCAUUUACCAAGAAGCCGAAGACGACAGAGGUGACAGCCGGAAGCACAGCUGUGUUUGAAGCAGAGACAGAGAAAACCGGCAUCAAGGUGAAAUGGCAGCGAGCUGGCACAGAAAUUACCAACAGUGAGAAAUACACUAUCAAGGCAGAAGGAAACAAGCAUUCACUGACAAUCAAUAACGUAGGAAAAGACGACGAUGUGACAUAUGCUGUAAUAGCUGGAACUUCCAAGGUCAAAUUUGAACUGAAGGUCAAAGAACCAGAAAAGAGUGAGCCAGUUCCUCCUGCUGAAGCUUCUCCUGCCCCAGCUGCCUCAGAGUUGCCUGCUCCACCGGUAGAAAGCAACCAAAACCCAGAAGUUCCACCUGCUGAGGCUCAACCAGAAGAGCCUGUAGACCCUAUUGGGCUCUUUGUGACACGACCUCAGGAUGGAGAAGUUACUGUUGGUGGAAACAUCAUGUUCACUGCCAAAGUUGCAGGUGAGAGUCUGCUAAAGAAACCGUCAGUGAAAUGGUUCAAAGGAAAGUGGAUGGACCUUGCAAGCAAAGUGGGGAAACAUCUCCAGCUGCGUGACAGCUAUGACAGAAACAACAAGGUGUACAUAUUUGAAAUGGAAGUCAUAGAAGCAAAUAUGACUUUUGCAGGAGGGUACAGAUGUGAGGUGUCUACCAAGGACAAAUUUGAUAGUUCUAAUUUCAACCUGACAGUGAAUGAGGCACCAGCAAGUGGAGAAAUGGAUAUUCGUGCUGCCUUCCGACGCACGAGCCUGGCAGGAGGGGGCAGACGGAUGACUUCAGCCUUUCUCAGUGCUGAGGGAUCUGAAGAAUCUGGAGAGUUGAAUUUUAGUGCCCUACUCAAAAAGAGCAGUUUCCUGCGCACUGCAAGUCGAGGUGACGGAAAAAGUGAUUCACAACCUGAUGUUGAUGUCUGGGAAAUCCUGAGGAAAGCUCCUCCUUCUGAAUAUGAGAAAAUUGCUUUUCAGUAUGGUAUCACAGAUUUGCGUGGGAUGCUGAAACGCCUCAAACGCAUUAGGAAAGAAGAGAAAAAAAGUACAGCAUUCCUCAAGAAACUGGAUCCUGCUUAUCAAGUGGACAAAGGACAAAAGAUUAAAUUAAUGGUCGAAGUUGCCAAUCCGGAUGCUGAUGUGAAAUGGCUGAAGAACGGACAGGAGAUCCAAGUGAGCGGCAGCAAAUACAUUUUUGAGGCCGUUGGGAAUAAGAGAAUAUUGACCAUAAACCACUGCUCUCUGGCUGACGAUGCAGCCUAUGAAUGCGUGGUAGCUGAGGAGAAGAGCUUCACGGAAUUGUUUGUAAAAGAGCCCCCGAUCCUGAUCAUUCACCCCCUGGAGGAUCAAAUGGUGAUGGUUGGAGAGAGAGUGGAGUUUGAAUGUGAAGUGUCUGAGGAAGGAGCUACUGUGAAAUGGGAAAAGGAUGGUGUUGAGCUGACACGGGAAGAAACAUUCAAGUACAGAUUUAAGAAAGAUGGAAAAAAGCAGUAUCUAAUUAUUAAUGAGUCAACCAAGGAGGAUAGCGGACACUACACAGUGAAGACAAAUGGUGGGGUAUCAGUUGCUGAACUAAUUGUACAAGAGAAAAAGCUGGAAGUUUAUCAGAGCAUUGCGGAUCUGACAGUGAAGGCACGUGACCAGGCAGUCUUCAAGUGUGAAGUUUCUGAUGAAAAUGUGAAAGGAAUCUGGUUGAAAAAUGGAAAGGAGGUGGUGCCAGAUGAAAGGAUAAAGAUCUCCCAUAUUGGCAGGAUCCAUAAGCUAACUAUUGAGGACGUUACACCAGCUGAUGAGGCUGACUAUUCCUUCAUCCCUCAGGGAUUUGCCUACAACCUUUCUGCCAAGCUCCAGUUUUUGGAGGUCAAGAUUGAUUUUGUACCAAGAGAAGAACCUCCCAAAAUCCAUCUGGACUGUCUGGGUCAAUCCCCUGACACUAUUGUUGUGGUGGCUGGGAACAAACUGAGAUUGGAUGUUCCCAUAUCAGGAGAUCCAACACCUACUGUCAUCUGGCAGAAAGUGAACAAGAAAGGUGAGCUUCUUCAAAGCAAUGAAGAUUCUAUGACCCCCUCAGAAAACAGCAGUGAUUUAAGUACCGAUAGUAAGCCUCUAUUUGAAUCUGAAGGCAGAGUUCGUGUGGAAAAGUACGAAGACCACUGUGUCUUCAUCAUUGAAGGAGCUGAAAAGGAGGAUGAGGGAGUAUACAGAGUUAUAGUUAAGAAUCCAGUGGGAGAAGAUAAGGCUGAUAUCACAGUCAAAGUUAUUGAUGUUCCUGACCCCCCAGAAGCUCCCAAGAUCAGCAACAUUGGAGAAGAUUACUGCACUGUGCAGUGGCAACCUCCUGCAUAUGAUGGUGGGCAACCAGUACUGGGCUAUAUUUUAGAGAGAAAAAAGAAGAAGAGCUAUCGAUGGAUGAGGCUGAAUUUUGACCUUCUAAAAGAGCUAACCUAUGAAGCCAAGCGAAUGAUUGAAGGAGUAGUUUAUGAGAUGCGGAUUUAUGCUGUGAAUUCUAUUGGCAUGUCCCGGCCAAGCCCUGCCUCACAACCCUUCAUGCCAAUUGCUCCUCCAAGUGAACCAACACACUUUACAGUGGAGGAUGUCUCUGACACCACUGUUACCUUGAAAUGGAGACCCCCUGAACGGAUUGGAGCAGGGGGAUUAGAUGGCUAUAUAGUGGAAUACUGCAAAGAUGGAUCUGCAGAAUGGACUCCGGCUCUUCCUGGCCUAACUGAGCGAACAUCUGCACUGAUUAAAGACCUGGUCACAGGUGACAAACUUUAUUUCCGUGUAAAGGCUAUAAACUUGGCUGGUGAAAGUGGAGCAGCAAUAAUCAAAGAGCCCAUUACUGUUCAAGAGAUCAUGCAGCGUCCCAAAAUCUGGCUGCCGCGCCAUCUUAGACAGACUCUGGUGAAGAAAGUGGGUGAGACAAUCAAUAUAAUGAUACCUUUUCAGGGUAAGCCUAGACCCAAAAUAAGUUGGAUGAAAGAUGGUCAAGCUCUAGACUCCAAAGAUGUGGGAAUUCGGAACAGCAACACGGACACAAUCCUUUUCAUUAGAAAGGCAGAACUUCAUCACUCAGGAGCAUAUGAAGUCACUCUUCAAAUAGAAAAUAUGACAGAUACAGUUGCAAUAACAAUUCAAAUCAUAGAUAAGCCUGGCCCUCCCCAGAAUAUAAAACUGGCCGAUGUUUGGGGAUUUAAUGUUGCCCUGGAGUGGACACCUCCACAAGAUGAUGGCAACGCACAGAUCUUGGGCUACACGGUCCAGAAAGCUGACAAAAAGACAAUGGAAUGGUACACUGUUUAUGACCACUACCGUCGUACAAACUGUGUAGUGUCAGAGCUGAUUAUGGGCAACGAAUAUUUCUUUCGAGUCUUCAGUGAAAAUUUGUGUGGAUUGAGUGAAACUGCUGCAACUACCAAAAAUCCUGCCUAUAUCCAAAAAUCAGGCACCACUUACAAGCCACCUAGUUACAAAGAACACGACUUCUCUGAACCUCCUAAAUUCACUCACCCUUUAGUAAACCGGUCUGUGAUUGCAGGAUACAACGCGACGCUCAGCUGUGCAGUGAGAGGAAUCCCUAAGCCAAAGAUAUUCUGGUACAAAAACAAAGUGGAUCUCUCUGGGGAUGCCAAAUACCGCAUGUUCAGUAAACAGGGUGUGCUGACCUUGGAGAUUCGGAAACCCACUCCAUUUGAUGGAGGCUUUUACACCUGUAAAGCUGUUAACGAGUGUGGUGAAGCUGAAAUAGAGUGCAGACUGGAUGUCAGAGUACCUCAGUAAGACUGAAUUUCAAUUCAUUCACACAGCAAGCCCUGGAACGGAAUUUGAAGAGAUGAAAACCGAAGAAAUUAAUGAAGGAUAAUUUCACUUACACUUAAGAGUUCUGCACAUGUUAAAAGUCAUUUCAUGUAUAGGUUGCUCCAAAAGUAAUGCCUCCUAUUUAUUUUAAUGGAGACUACAACAGAUACAAGAGCACAAUAAUACUAUUUGACAGAAAAAAAUCUCAGCUAUAAAACACUUUUUUUUUUUCCCCCCCCAACGCAGUCACCACCAUUAGUUAAGCAUUUUUACCAGCAAUAAACAAAAGCCUGUAUGCUGUGCUCAUAACAGUCCACAUCACAAGAGGUGACAAACUGUCACUGCUGCCACUACCUCACUGUGCUCACAUACACUGUUUGGCUUCCAUAACUGUCCAGCAAACGUGUGCCAGAAAUGGGUGCCAUUUUCUCUGCACAGAGGAGUUCAGUUCCAUGCCUUUGCCUUCAGUGGCAGGCGCCAUUUUGUCAGACUGGCCCUCUGCUGCCAUCUGCAACAAAAUGUACUGGGAUAUUGGUGGGAAGGUUCAAUCUCUGCUGCCACACCACCAACAUCCACCUCUGAUGUCAUGGGCUAACAUCACAAAAUAGGAGGCACUGCUUUUAGAGCAGCCCUCAUACAAACAAAUUAUUUCUAAUAUUGAAUCACCUUUUCUUAUAUUGAUCUCUGGACAGUAGAAAGUAACUUCCAGCUCUUCUGCUUUUACUGCCAACGUUUGAAAUAUCCACUUCCAUGCUCUUGGGCAUAUAUUUGUGUGUCUGCACGUCUGAAACACACCAUUUGAGACUCUAUGGGUUAGGGUACUACUCUUAUUUAUACAGGAAGUGGUUUAUUUGAUAAUUACUCACUACUGGUUUUUUAGUUUUUGAAAAUACACCCACAUAGACUUUCAGGUAUUAGAUGUUUUUCCAGCCAAUCAUAGACAUCACCCUCAUCUACAGAGAAAACAUUGUACAUCAGAUGAAACACUGAUGAAACACAGAUGAAAGAUGCAAAGAAAUACUAUUUGCACAUUAAAAAAAAAAAUCAAAAGGCUUGUAAUAAAUGCAAUAAUUUUACUGUCAUCAGAUAUCACUGGAGGCUUUUGAAAGUCUAUGAAUGCUACGUACAUUAUUGCAGAUCAUUAUGUCUAAUUAAGAGAAAUUGGGGAAACUCUGGCAUUUUUUGUUUCUCACUUAUUAGUUUGAAUAGGAUUUGUUGGGAUUUUAGGACCUGCAUUAGUUUCUGGCUGGAAAGUAUUUUUUCAUAAAAUCACAAUAGCAAAGAAUGUGGGAAGAUGAAAUUAAUCCAGGAAAGAGUGUGUUUGGGAAGAAGCAACAGAAAGAGCUAAAGUAACACUAUUCCCCUACCUGCAAUAUGUCAACUGAGAAGGUAAAGCACAUCUGACACAGCACAUGAGUUACACUAAACAAGCAAUUGUAUCUUCAUAAUGAAAACACUUAUGUAAUGAGAUAUGUAUUUUGGUUAUUUUAUUACAGUAUCAGAACAAGGACAGACCAUGAACAUCAGUGUCGACAUUUGUCUGCAAUACACUGCUAUUACUCUGCAAAUAAAUAAAAGUGAUGGAAAAUA
Molecule: messenger RNA, 5568 nt
Organism: Lagopus muta (rock ptarmigan)
Lineage: Eukaryota; Metazoa; Chordata; Aves; Galliformes; Phasianidae
Gene: MYBPC3
Product: myosin binding protein C3
Exons: 34
Coding region: 148-3960 (1270 amino acids)
Molecular function (GO): protein binding
Source: RefSeq, a predicted model, not a curated record